This is a messenger RNA of Uncinocarpus reesii 1704, 3366 nucleotides long. Its product is annotated as T-complex protein 1 subunit beta. Gene Ontology annotation, cellular component: chaperonin-containing T-complex; cytosol. Gene Ontology annotation, biological process: protein folding. Bases 1 to 3366 code for a protein of 1121 amino acids. Lineage: Eukaryota; Fungi; Ascomycota; Eurotiomycetes; Onygenales; Onygenaceae. Gene Ontology annotation, molecular function: ATP-dependent protein folding chaperone; ATP hydrolysis activity; ATP binding. The transcript has 8 exons. The record is from RefSeq and is a predicted model, not a curated record.
AUGUCGUUCAACAACCCCACCCAAAUCUUCGCCGAAGAUGUGACCGAGGAGAAGGGUGAAAAUGCUCGCCUGUCUGCUUUUGUCGGUGCCAUCGCAGUGGGCGAUCUAGUCAAGAGUACCUUGGGACCCAAGGGAAUGGAUAAAAUCCUUCAGUCGGCCUCGACAGGAGAGAUCAUGGUCACAAACGAUGGAGCCACGAUAUUAAAAGCCAUUGCUUUGGACAAUGCCGCAGCGAAAGUGCUCGUCAACAUCUCCAAGGUGCAAGACGACGAAGUUGGCGAUGGCACGACGUCUGUGACCGUCCUCGCCGCAGAGCUGCUACGCGAAGCGGAGAAACUUGUUGAGAGGAAAAUUCACCCUCAGGUUAUAAUUGAUGGAUACAGAAUAGCUAGCAAAGCCGCUCUCGAGGCACUAGAGCACGCCGCAGUUGAUAAUAGCUCCGACCCAGCCGCAUUUCGGAAAGACCUGCACUCAAUUGCCCGAACCACCCUCAGUUCCAAGGUCCUUGCUCAAGAUCGCGAACAGUUUGCAAACCUGGCGUGCGAUGCGGUGUUAAGGCUCAAGGGCUCAACCGAUUUAAGCCAUAUUCAAAUCAUUAAAAAGGCUGGCGGCAAGCUCUCAGACUCCUAUCUUGAUGAGGGAUUCAUCCUCGACAAAAAGAUCGGUGUCAAUCAGCCCAAGAGACUUGAAAAUGCAAAGAUCUUGGUUGCGAAUACUGCCAUGGAUACAGACAAGGUCAAGAUUUUCGGCGCGAGAGUCAAGGUGGACUCGACUGGAAAACUCGCCGAGCUGGAAAAGGCAGAAAAAGAGAAGAUGAAAGCCAAAGUUGACAGAAUCAAGUCUCAUGGCAUCAAUUGCUUUGUUAACAGACAGCUCAUCUAUAACUGGCCUGAGCAGUUAUUUACGGAUGCCGGGAUUGUCUCCAUCGAGCACGCUGAUUUUGACGGUAUCGAAAGGCUAGCCCUUGUAACCGGUGGAGAGAUUGCGUCUACUUUCGACCAUCCUGACCAAGUGAAGCUGGGCCAUUGUGACCUUAUCGAGGAAGUCAUCAUUGGUGAAGACACCCUCAUUAAAUUCUCCGGCGUCGCCGCGGGGCAAGCUUGCACUAUUGUCCUUCGAGGCGCAACUGAACAGCUACUGGACGAAGCAGAGCGGUCUCUGCACGAUGCGCUUGCCGUCCUUUCGCAGACCGUUAAAGAACCCAAGGUGACUCUCGGAGGAGGAUGUGCAGAAAUGAUCAUGUCCAGGGCCGUUGAGCAAACCGCGCAAAACACCACCGGGAAGAAACAGCUUGCGGUGGACGCGUUUGCACUGGCUCUGAGACAAUUGCCGACGAUUCUUGCGGAUAAUGCGGGUCUAGACUCGAGCGACCUGGUUACGCGGUUAAGGCAAGCGAUUAACAAAGGUCUUUCGAGCUCUGGGCUGGAUCUUUUGAAACCGGGUGGUGGGAUCGCAAACAUGCGUGAUCUAGGCGUGGUUGAGAGUUAUAAACUGAAGAAAGCUGUGGUAUCAUCGGCUUCGGAGGCUGCCGAGCUACUUCUUCGUGUCGAUAACAUUAUCCGCAGCGCCCCGCGGAAAAGAGAGCGCGUCCCAUUGGAGAUCCCUCAUGAAACAGAGAGCAUAUCCAGUGCCCAAAAUGACAUGAACCUGACAGCAAUAAAUCUCAUUGCCACUUCACCUCCAAAGCACUGUGACAGACGCCGCGGCACAUUGCUUCCAGUCAUGUCUCUCCCGGUGGACUAUACACUGUCUCCAUUCGACUGUCCCGCCAGCCAGGAAUUGGCGUAUGCACCUUCGUCAGACAGUACGGGCUCAGUGGGCUAUCCACUUUGUCAGCCUGUUGCGCCAGAAACCCGCACAAUGACCCCUGCCCACGCAGACCACCAUAGAAGCAGCCCCUCGGGCUUCAGGCUCUCGUCCCUCUCUCCGUUUCAGCUGGAAAGGGCAUGCUUCACUCCGCAUGGGGUGGGGCUCCCACUAGCAAAUCCGAAUUUCGCAACCGGCGCUGGUGCUCCUCUAUCACAAUCUGGACAUUCAAAUCAGACGACAGAUCCCUCUACUACUUUAGAAAAGGCUCUAUCAACGUUGUCUGCCCUCGAGCUUCGGUUUGCAGAACAGGAGUCGCGUAUUCAAGAGCUGGAAGCAAAGGUUUCACGGCAACAAACAUUGCCUCGUCCUUCACCCGAAGCGGUCCACGCUCCGAAAAGUGUUCCAAUCCUUGAUCUCCUUGAGAUCGGUAACGACCCCGAACCUGAUCAUAUCCCUGGUGCGAAGAGCCGAGGAGACGAAAUGCACGCCCAUAUUCUGGAAUCUAGUGCGGCCUCAACUAAAUACUCCUCUUCGACUGGCCUCGCGAGUGAGCUAGUCGGGUUUGAAGAGAUCUUUGAGCGCAAGUCGGCGCAGGCGCCUCAGAAUUCUUACGAGCGAUCAGCCCAUGACCAGCCACAGACAUUAUUGGAGGGGAUAGGAUCUGCCAUGGAACUCACCCAUCACCGAAGAAUCGAUAGCCGGUCGAACCCCGGCAGCAGCUUGCUCCUUGAUAUGGGCGACAGUCCCCCCCGUAACAACUCCUCCUCAGAAUUCAGCGUGUCUUCUGGCAACCAAGACCGUGCAUCAGACUGCUCUGUACUACCGGGCCCGAUUCCAUGGGAUGGGAAAAUUUCAUGGAAAACAGUAUCAGUUUUUGAAAAUGUUAAAGACAUAGCCAACACGCUUUGCAACCAGCCGCCGGAGAUGGCCUCUCGUGGGCUGUUUCAAGACGAUCUAGUCUUCAAGCCUCGGCAAGGAGACUUGAACGUUUAUCGUACUGUUGCAGUCCUGAACCUUCCGGAUAAUAUCGAUAUGAAAACGUUUCUUAAGGGCAUACGUGGAGGCUGCAUUUACUCUGCCCAUCUACACAAUACGUUGUAUAUCUCCGGGUCACAUAUGGGCGUCGUCACUUUCAUUUUUCAAACCGAUGCUAUCGCAUACGCCGAAUUCGCAGCGAAGAAUGGUGUUUAUUUCAAUGGUAAGCGCGCAGAAGUUGUCUUGUUCAAGACGCCUACAUACCCGAUAUCGGAAGUCAUGGAAAGGUAUAUCUUUGAUCUCGGCCACACCCGUUGCCUGUCCAUCCGAGGAGAGAGCGACCCAGAGCGAUUUACCAUGAUUGCUAAAUUCAUGAAAGAUAAUUCUCGCAUGUACUUUGAUCUUGGAGACCAGAUGGUUGAAAAUGAAACGAAAACAGAGAUCAUUGUUAGGUUUAAUUCAGUUCAAGCAGCUGCUGGAGUGAUGGCAAAACUGGAAAAGUUCCCUCUCCUUUACGGGUGUGAUAUCGACUUUGACAUCGACCCUUGCUCUGAACCGCUGCCUGGCCCAAGAAUAUUUUGA